AUGCCCAUCCUUAGGCUUAGUUACAGGGAGGAUUUGCAUGGAGGAUGUCUCGGUCUGCUCGCGGUCGGAACCAGACACGCCAGGAUACCUGAGCCAGCCAAGCCGGUGCCCGCAGCCAAGAAGGGCUCCAAGAAGGCCAUCACCAAGACGCAGAAGAAGGGCAACAAGAAGCGCAAGAAGAGCCGCAAGGAGAGCUACUCCAUCUACUUGUACAAGGUGCUGAAGCAGGUGCACCCCGACACCGGCAUCUCCUCCAAGGCCAUGAGCAUCAUGAACUCCUUCGUCAAUGACAUCUUCGAGCGCAUCGCGGCCGAGGCGUCUCGCCUGGCGUACUACAAUAAGCGCUCCACCAUCACCUCCCAUGAGAUCCAGACGGCCGUGCGCCUCCUGCUGCCUGGCGAGCUGGCCAAGCACGCCUUCUCCGAGGGCACCAAGGCCGUCACCAAGUACACCAGCUCCAAGUAG
Messenger RNA from Varanus komodoensis (Komodo dragon), 465 nucleotides. RefSeq names its product histone H2B 1/2/3/4/6-like. Gene Ontology annotation, molecular function: DNA binding; structural constituent of chromatin; protein heterodimerization activity. NCBI's taxonomy places the organism in Eukaryota, Metazoa, Chordata, Lepidosauria, Squamata, Varanidae. Bases 1 to 465 code for a protein of 154 amino acids. Gene Ontology annotation, cellular component: nucleosome. The record is from RefSeq and is a predicted model, not a curated record. The transcript is spliced from 2 exons.